GCUGAGGAGAGCCACGCGUCCUCGGCGGGGCGGGGUUAGAAGCGGUGCCCAUGUGCACGAGAAAGGAAGGCGGCGGCAUUGCUGAUUGGUGCUUGGCGAGCUGCAGUUACUGCUCUAUAAACGAUUGCCCAUGAUUGACGAGUAUUCCUAGAAGUCCAGCCUCAGAAUAGACUGUCUACCAUUUCAGCCUUGCUUACAUCUUCAUUGACUACCUCAAAGAAUUCUAAAAGUAAAAUGGCAGCCAGUGUCACCACAUUUAACAUUGACAUCCCUCGCUGGGACCAGAACACUUUUAUGGGGCGUGUGAAGCACUUUUUCAACGUCACGGACCCAAGGACGCUGCUGGUGUCAGAACAUGAACUGGAUUCAGCAAAGGCAUUGGUGGAGACCUGCAGGGCAGGCAUUGUGCCUCCAGGAACCAACCAAGAGCAGCUGUUCUAUGCCAAGAAGCUUUAUGACUCCGCUUUCCACCCUGACUCUGGUGAGAAGAUGAAUUUGAUAGGGAGGAUGUCGUUUCAAGUCCCCGGGGGAAUGGCUAUCACAGGCUGCAUGCUGCAGUUUUACAGGACAGUUCCUGCUGUAGUUUUCUGGCAGUGGGUGAAUCAGUCUUUCAAUGCCAUUGUGAACUACACCAACCGGAAUGCUGCCAGCCCCAUCUCCCUGAAGCAAAUUGGAGUUGCUUAUUUCACUGCUACCAGCACUGCCUUGGCAACUGCCGUAGGACUCAACCUUUACACCAAGAGAGCGCCAUCCCUUGUGGCACGCUGGGUCCCCUUUGCAGCGGUAGCUGCUGCCAACUGCGUCAACAUCCCCUUGAUGAGGCAGCAGGAACUCAUAAAUGGGAUCACAGUGACUGAUGAGAACGACAGCCCUCUGGGCAAGUCCAAGAGAGCUGCGAUCAAGGGGAUAACUCAGGUGGUGGUUUCCCGCGUCGCCAUGGCUGCUCCUGGCAUGAUUUUGUUGCCCAUCAUAAUGGAGAGACUAGAAAAAUAUCCUUUCAUGAAGAAAAUCCAGGUUCUCCAUGCUCCAUUGCAAACGAUACUUGUUGGAGGGUUCCUUGUGUUCAUGGUCCCGGUUGCCUGUGCACUCUUCCCACAACGAAGCUCCAUUGCCCUUUCACAUUUGGAGCCUGAUCUCAGGCAAUCGAUUGUGGCCAGACAUGGAGACAAUGUGCCUUAUGUCUAUUUUAACAAGGGAUUGUGAAUGAAGCCUCUAUCUCGGGAGCUGCCUGGACCUGCACUCGUGCUCUGAGCUUCCGAGAAGCGUCUUGUUAGCCAUUGUGAGAAAUGGGGUGCUGGGCUAAUUGGACCUUUGGCCUGAUCCAGUCUGGCUGUUAUGAAGCUCUUAGCUGUACAGCACUCCUCACAAGGAUAGGUGUUGUAACCUCACUGUGGAUUUUUUCUCCACCUUCCCGGCCAUAUAGUUCCUGCUCCGUUCUGAUACGUUAUCUGUGUUCUAUGCAACUUUGGGAUUUCCAACUGGGUGCUGCAUUUUGUCUUUCCAAUGCAAUCUCUGCCAAGCUUAUCUUUGUCAAAAUCUGUCUUGGUUCCUAAAGGGUACAAAACCUCCAAAUAGAUGUGAAAUGGGGAAGUUACUGUGGGCUUCUCACUGGAUGACUCAAAAUCAAAAUAUAGGUCUGUAUCACUAUGUUGUUGAUUUGCUCAUGUGCCUUCAGAUGGACCAAUUUCCUCUGCUUAAUCAUUAAGAUAAAUCAUGUAAAGGUAGGUGACUUGGGGUCAGUGUAGGAAAUUAUCGUUUAAGCACACCCUGCAAAAGGUGGUCAACUUGUGACCUCCAUGUGUUGUUAGAUUCCAGCUCCCAUCAGCUGUAGCCAGCAUGACCAGCUGUCAGGGAUGAUGGGAGUCAUAGUCCACCAGCAUCUGGAAGGCUAUAGGCCCAAACUCAAGUCAGUCAAGAGAAUGGGACUAGAAUAAUGUUUCUGCCACCACUGCUUUUCAAGAACCACAGUGGGACAUAUAUUUUCUAUGCAGGCACAGAUGGGCUACUGGGGAGAGAGGUGAAUGUGAAACCUGUUUUCUUUUUUCAUUUGGAAAGAUGAGCCUAUAUGUUCUGCCUCCCCAGUAUUCCUUUCCAGAGAAAAAUAAUAUUCCACCAGCUCAUGCAGUAGCAACCUAGUUCUCUCUGAGUACUUUCUAGGGGUGGUGAAUUAUUUUCAGCCCAAGCACUUAGAAUCAUAGAAUUGUAGAGUUGGAAGAGGGACCCUGAGGAUCAAUGCUGGAAUAUGCAGCUGUCCCAUAUGGGGAUUUAAUCCCACAACUUUGGUGUUAUCAGGACCAACCUCUAACCAACUGAGCUGUCCACUUUCCCUUCUGGUCAACCUGCUGGGGCCCACAGGCCAGUGGUGGAUGGAGCCAGAGACGAAAGUGGGCAGAGCAACAAAUGUAAAGCACACCUUUUCACUAUAGGCUAGGGUCUACACACACACAAACCUCCCCCCUCCAACCAGGCAUGCAAGAGGCAGUGUAAGAGUUCAAGAACACAUUCCAGACAGGCAAAAACACUCAAGGAAGGUGGGGAGCAGGGCAGGGGAUGGUGUGUGACCUGGGAAGAUUCGCAAAGACCAGAUAGAGAUCCAGAGGGCUGCAUUUGGCUCUUAGGCUUCAGGUUGUCCAUCCCUUUGUCUGGCCUGUACCACUUUAGAGUGUAGGUGAGUGUUCACAUAACUGAAUGCUUCUCUGUACAAAAAACACAGAUACACCCACAUACAGCACAGAAAAACAACAUGAGUAGUCUAAGGCUAGAAAGGUCCCCAGAAGAACAUUCAUUAUGUGUGUUCCCCCACCUGUACUCUGAAGUAAUUUCCAAACACAGGUUUGCCACUUUAUUGAGAAGUGCAGGUUACCCAGUUUGCUUAGGAUAGUAUUAAGACUGACUCUAAAUAGUUGACAUUUCCCAUGCUGAUUCUUUGGCAGCACCCGGGGUUAACAGAAAAGCAGCUGUGGGGCCUACGUGCAGACACAUGCUGUCCGUGCAGCUGGUUAAGGAUGCAAAUAGCGCAUAUUUUCUACCUCUCCCAAACCAGGGUGUUGCACUGUUCUGGAGACAACGCACAUCUGAUGCUCCCACUCACUCAGGUGUAAGUUGAGCAGGUCCUUUACUGAAAUCUUCUGUCAGCCGCAUACUCACUAGUGGCUUUAGGUGAGCCUUAGUCCUGCAUCUCAGCCUUAGACCCCAUCUCCAACCCAUAGGUGAUAAUACUAACCAAUCUUGAAGUUAACUGUUGUAAUGAUUAUUGAGAUAAUGUGUGUGAAGUAUUCUGAACACUUGAAACGUGCUCUUUUUAAAUAGUAAAUACUUUCAUUAUGCAAAUCAAGUUAUUGCAUGCAGAAAUUAGAAUGCUUGAUGGGCCGGAAGACUCUGAUGCAAGGUAUUCAUUUAAGGUACAUGUGCCAAAUUAUGAUGAGAGUCUGUCCCUUGUUGGUAGAUAUUUUAAGCAGCAAUUAAUUCUAAGGAUCUGAUUUGCCUUGCAUUGAAAAUGACUGUUUGAAUCCAGGAGCUUACUGAUUUUUAUGUUUUAUUAUUUUUAUGUUAAAUGUUGCCCAAUUGUGUAUAUAUAUUUGUUUAUGCUGGUGCUAGCCAAAGUCUGCCAUAUUGGAUGGCAAAGUAUUGGAAUAUUUUUUGCUUUUUGCCAUUCUUGGAUUUGUUCAGGAUGAGCUGACAUUCAGUGUUGCUUAUUGGGUCAUGAAAAGCUCGCGCCAUUAAACCUGCCAGGGAAAGGCUUUGUUACAUGUACGGGAAAGACAACAGAAUAAAACACACUGCAAUCUUAGAAA
Podarcis raffonei (Aeolian wall lizard) is the source of this 3794-nucleotide messenger RNA. RefSeq names its product sideroflexin 2 (gene SFXN2). The transcript has 13 exons. Gene Ontology annotation, biological process: serine import into mitochondrion; monoatomic ion transport. Gene Ontology annotation, molecular function: monoatomic ion transmembrane transporter activity. The record is from RefSeq and is a predicted model, not a curated record. Bases 235 to 1203 code for a protein of 322 amino acids. Gene Ontology annotation, cellular component: mitochondrial inner membrane. NCBI's taxonomy places the organism in Eukaryota, Metazoa, Chordata, Lepidosauria, Squamata, Lacertidae.